AUGUCGAGCGGCACGUACUAUGCGUUGUCGGCUGGAACCGCUGUUGCGGCACUCCUUGUCACUGGUUCCAUUGUUUCGAUGGUGUCCCUCGUUAGUGAUUUGCAAUCAUUUGAGACUGACUUCGUUGAAAACAUGAGUGACUUCAAGAACAAGGCCAACGAUGCUUGGUCUCAAAUGAUGGUUGCUCGUCGUGUCGAGUCACCAACUGAGAAAAUCGCUUUUGAAGGACUAUUCGGACGUUUCAAGAGACAAUAUGCAGGAGGUGCCGGAGCUGCUGCUGCUGCUCCCGCCAAGGAAGGAUACGCUGAAGGAGCUGGAGGAGGACAAUGCCAAUGCGCUGCUCAAGCUUCUGGCUGCCCCGCUGGGCCACCAGGACCACCAGGAGAGGCUGGAGCUGAUGGAGAGCCAGGAGAGGCAGGAAAGGACGUGGCCGAUACCUUCCUGGGAGCUGAAGGAAACUGCAUUAAAUGCGAUGCCGGACCACCAGGACCACCAGGACCAGACGGAAAUGCUGGACCACCAGGACCGCCAGGAGAAGCAGGACCAGACGGUGAAGAAGCCGGAAACGCUGAAGCUGGACCACCAGGACCUCCAGGACCAGUUGGACCAGAUGGACAACCAGGAGCACCUGGACCAGACGGUCAACCAGGAGCCGCAGGAACAACCUCUACAAACGAACCAGGACCUCCAGGACCUCCAGGACCACCAGGACCAUCUGGACCAAAUGGAGAGGAUGCUUAUGCUCAACCUUCCCCAGCUGGACCACCGGGACCACCAGGUCCACCAGGAAAGGAUGGAGGACCAGGACCAGAUGGACCAGCCGGAGCACCAGGAACUGAUGGAGCCCCAGGACCAGACGCUGCUUAUUGUCCAUGCCCACCAAGAACCAGCACUUACGCUGAAGGAGGAGGUGCUGAAGAAGCUCCAGAGGCUGCCCCAGCCGCUGGAUACACUCCUGCUGCCGCUGCUCCAGCCGGAGGACAAUAUCGUCGCAAGAAGGCUCGCCGCGUUCUUCGCCUCAUACGUGCUUAA
Molecule: messenger RNA, 1032 nt
Organism: Caenorhabditis briggsae
Lineage: Eukaryota; Metazoa; Nematoda; Chromadorea; Rhabditida; Rhabditidae
Gene: Cbr-col-50
Product: Protein CBR-COL-50
Exons: 4
Coding region: 1-1032 (343 amino acids)
Molecular function (GO): structural constituent of cuticle
Source: RefSeq, a predicted model, not a curated record